This is a messenger RNA of Myripristis murdjan (pinecone soldierfish), 3836 nucleotides long. RefSeq names its product calmegin (gene clgn). The record is from RefSeq and is a predicted model, not a curated record. Bases 199 to 2274 code for a protein of 691 amino acids. Gene Ontology annotation, molecular function: calcium ion binding. Lineage: Eukaryota; Metazoa; Chordata; Actinopteri; Holocentriformes; Holocentridae. Gene Ontology annotation, cellular component: endoplasmic reticulum; endoplasmic reticulum membrane. The transcript is spliced from 15 exons. Gene Ontology annotation, biological process: protein folding; ERAD pathway.
GCUCGCUCUCGCAGCAGCCACUCUGCCGUUAUUCGGCUGUCAUCGGCCGUACCUCCCGGGAGCCGUCUCGUCCCCAAGCUUUGCACCGCAGGCCUCGCUAUCCUGAUAUUUUAAGUGGGUCAGACGUCGAAGAUAGUCGCUUUUAAACAUUUCCUACUCGGAUUCCCAGCAUAUUUCAGCAAAGGCCGACGGCGCAAGAUGAAGUUGGGUAGGGGCUGGAUGUGGUGCGCACUGCUCCUCUCCUACCUGGCUGUGGCAGCAGUAGCAGCCCAGGAGCCAGAGAUGGAGGCAGACGUUUCAGAUGUCAAGGCUGAUAUAAGCCCAAAUGAGGACGAGAUAAAGGUUAUGAUGGCUGAUGAGGAGGUGGAGGAGGUGGAGGAGGUAGAGGAGGUGGGGGAAGUGGAGGAAGUGGAGGAAGUGGAGGAGGAGGAGGAGGAGGAGGCAAGGGUGGAGGAAGAAGAAGAGGAGUUUGAAGUGGAGAGCAAAGGUACAGAAGACAGCAAAGGAGAGGCUAGCAAGGAUGGAGCUGAUGCCAAUGUCUCCUUUCAGGUAACAUACAAAACCCCUGUUCCCACGGGAGAGGUCUACUUCAGCGAGACGUUUGACGAUGGAACAAUGGACAGAUGGCAGCUGUCAAAGACUGUGAAGGAGGAUGCAGAUGAUGACAUAGCCAAAUAUGACGGGAAGUGGGCUGUGGAGUCACUGAAGGAGAACAAGGUCCCAGGAGACCAGGGUCUAGUGCUCAAGUCCCGGGCCAAACACCAUGCCAUCGCUGCACUGUUGGACAAACCCUUCAUCUUCCAGGAUGAUCCCCUGGUUAUGCAGUAUGAGGUGAAUUUCCAGGACGGCAUUGACUGUGGUGGAGCGUACAUCAAACUGCUUUCUGACACCAACAGUCUGGAUCUGGAGCAAUUCCAUGACCGCACACCCUACACCAUCAUGUUUGGGCCUGACAAGUGUGGCGAGGACUACAAGCUGCACUUCAUCUUCCGCCACCAGAAUCCUCUGAACAAAGACCUGGAGGAGAAGCACGCCAAGAGGGCUGAUGUGGACCUCAAGAAGUUUUACACAGACAAGAAGACUCACCUAUACACUCUGCUUCUGAACCCUGACAACAGCUAUGAGAUGUUCAUUGACCAGUCUAGCGUGAGCCGUGGCAGCCUUCUCCAUGAUGUGGUGCCUCCAGUCAACCCAGCCAAGGAGAUAGAUGACCCAAAUGACUCCAAGCCAGAGGACUGGGACGAGAGGGCCAAGAUUCCUGACCCCGAGGCUGUCAAGCCUGAGGACUGGGAUGAGGACGCACCCGCCAAGAUCGAGGACCCUGAUGCUGUGAAGCCAGAGGGAUGGCUGGAUGACGAACCUGAGUUUGUCUCCGACCCUAAUGCUGAGAAACCCGAUGACUGGGAUGAGGAAAUGGAUGGUGAAUGGGAAGCCCCUCAGAUCCCUAACCCAGCCUGUGAGACGGCCCCUGGCUGUGGACAGUGGAAGCCACCCAUGAUCAACAACCCUCAGUACAAGGGCAAGUGGAAAGCCCCUCUGGUGGACAACCCCAACUAUCAGGGAGUCUGGAGCCCCCGUAAGAUCGACAACCCAGACUAUUUUGAGGACCUGCAGCCAUUCAGGAUGAUGCCGGUCAAGGCGCUGGGCUUGGAGCUGUGGUCCAUGACCUCUGAUAUCUACUUCGACAACUUCAUUAUCACCUCUCACAAGGAGGUGGCUGACCGCUGGGCCUCUGACAGCUGGGGGCUGAAGAAACUGGUGGCCAGUGCCAACGAGCCGGGGGUUUUUGCCCAGCUGUUGAUGGCAGCGGAGGAGAGACCAUGGCUCUGGGUGAUCUACAUACUGACAGUAGGCCUGCCCAUAGGACUGGCUGUGCUCUUCUGCUGGCCAAAGAAAGCUGACGACGAUUACGUGUACAAGAAGGUGGAUCAGCCCCAGGCUGAUGUAGAGGAUGAAGAGGAGGAAGAAGAGGAGGAGGAGGCAGUGGCAGACAAGGAAGAGAAGACAGCUGAGGCGACAGCCACUGAAAGUGCACCAGCUGCAGAUGCAUCAGAAAAAGCUGAAGAGGAGGACGAAGGUGCAGAGGGAGGCGGAGACAAUCCAGAGGGAGACGAUGAAGAAGAGGAGGAGGAUGAGGAGGAGGAGGAGGAGGAAGGAGAUGAAGAAAGCAAAGCUCAUGAGAGGACAUCAGAAGAUGAGCCGAAGGAGAGUGGAGACAUCAGUGAAGACAGCCACAAACAAGCUGUGAGAAAGAGGAGGGUACGGAAAGACUGAAGACGUGAACCACAUGCCUUCUGUCUCCCUCCAUGUCCCCUUUCCUCCCUGCAUGCCCCAAUGAGGAGGAGGUGGAAGGACCAUGUCUGCUCCCUCCCCCUCCCUCCAUGCUGUGCAGCGGGCACUUCCUCCAGCCAACUGGUAGCCAGCAAUCACCCCGGCUGCCUCUUCCUCCUCUCCCCCCCAUCCCUCAUCUUUCGACCACACUCACCCGAGGUCCACAGGCUUUUCAGCAACACCCUGUAUCAUCUGUUCCCUCUCAUCUUACCCUUCCUGUUCACUCAUUCAGCUAUCAGAUGAAUUCCCAGGAGAGUUUGUGCAUUUAGCUUUCUCCCCCCGUUCAUUCCUGAGCUUCCAUGCUUUCCAUCCUUCCUCCCUUUGUAUGCCAUUACUGUCAAAAUGCCUCUCAGCCUAAAAAGCCCCGCCUCCUCUACCUCCAUCCCCGUUCACCCUGUCUCUGCUUUCAGUCUUCUUUCUGAAUUUAUUUUAUCAUAGUUCUUUGGGUUCACUGUUGGCAUUUUGAGAACUACCGGUCUGGCUCCUCAGAAGACGAGACAGCGGAGAGUGUCUGUACCGCUGUCAACUCCAGUUGUUCAUACCACUCACUGCAGAGCACAGGGGCUACAUCUCAGAAAUUUGAUUUCUUUUUUUAUUUUAUUUCUUGCAUCCUCUCUUUUGAAAGAACACAUUUGAGGACAAAGUUUGACAGAGUUCCUUCUUUUUGAACUUGUUCCUUAAUUGGGUUUCAAGAACGGGGCCAGGAGGAGAGGAUGCCAGGCAAUGAGGAGAGACUGCUUUUUGAGAUGUUACCGGAGUGUCAGGACAUUUCAGAUGACAAGUUGCCUCAGCUUAGGUACAAAAGAUUACCUCUAAGAAAAUGGAUGUUCUGUUUAGAUUUUUAGGUAGUUUAUCAAAGGGAGUCAGGAAGCGUCAGUUAGUUUGUGUGUUAGUUUUUCUUUUUCUUUUUUUUUUUUUAUUAAGUUAUAAAGUUUUGCAAAGUGAGGAUCAGCACUGAUAACCCUAUUUAUUAAUGUUUUAAAUGCGUGUUCAUUUUAUGCCAGUAUGAAUUAAACAUUUAUGAUGCAGUUUCUGAGUGACUUGAGGCAGUUGUUUUAUGUUUGUUACGCCACUGAUUUGCUUACUUUGAGCCUAGUUCUGUUUGAAAUGUACUUCUGUACCAUUCACGAUCAAAAUGUUGGACUUGCCAGCACUGAGUAGCUUACUGCACAAAUCCAGCAGUUUUAACACCUUGACUAUUAGCUGUCAAUCAAAAAUCAACCAGUAGGUGUGUUUCCUCAGCUGGACAUGUAACUUGUUGAGAGGUCGGUCAGUUAGUUGGCACUGAGCAGUGCUUUCCCAAAAUGUCUAGAGUAGCUGAAAUUCUGAUCCUAGAAUGUUGCCUGGGAAAGAUAUUAAUGCUUAUUUCUUAUUUUUUUGUUUUAUAUUAUUGUCUCAAGCUUUUGUAGUUCAUAUUCUCGCCUGAUGAUGGCAGAUAUCCCUGUUUACAUAUGUUUGCAAAUUGUACAUUGCUCUUGGAAAUAAAAUUAUUUAAUACAAAAGUU